Molecule: messenger RNA, 1658 nt
Organism: Eptesicus fuscus (big brown bat)
Lineage: Eukaryota; Metazoa; Chordata; Mammalia; Chiroptera; Vespertilionidae
Gene: TTLL1
Product: TTL family tubulin polyglutamylase complex subunit L1
Exons: 11
Coding region: 251-1522 (423 amino acids)
Biological process (GO): microtubule cytoskeleton organization; protein polyglutamylation
Cellular component (GO): cilium
Molecular function (GO): tubulin-glutamic acid ligase activity; tubulin binding
Source: RefSeq, a predicted model, not a curated record
CGGCGGGCGGCGGCGUCCUCUUGCCAGCAGGGAGCGGGGCUGGAGGCGGGGCCUGGGCGCGGUGCGGCCUCCCUGCUCCGCGCUCCUCGGCGCUGCCCCGCGCUCCGCGCCCACAGGUGCGGCCCCGCGCGGGCUGCCGCUCCCGGGACCGAGGGUGAGGCUGUGCGUGGCUGGGCCAGAACCCCGGGGAGAGCCCGUGCAAGUGACGAGAAGCUGGACGCCGUGCUGGCUCCGUAAGAACCGAUGGAUUAUGGCAGGGAAAGUGAAGUGGGUCACGGACAUCGAGAAGUCAGUGCUGAUCAAUAACUUCGAAAAGAGAGGAUGGGUCCAGGUGACGGAGAGCGAGGACUGGAACUUUUACUGGAUGAGCGUGCAAACCAUCCGAAACGUCUUCAGCGUGGAAACUGGCUACCGGCUCUCAGACGACCAGAUAGUCAACCACUUUCCGAACCACUACGAGCUGACCCGGAAGGACCUGAUGGUGAAGAACAUUAAGAGAUACCGGAAGGAGCUGGAGAAGGAGGGGAGUCCCCUGGCAGAGAAGGACGAGAAUGGGAAAUACCUCUACCUGGACUUCGUCCCGGUCACCUACAUGCUGCCCGCCGACUACAACCUGUUCGUGGAGGAGUUCCGGAAGAGCCCGUCCAGCACGUGGAUCAUGAAGCCGUGCGGCAAGGCCCAGGGCAAGGGCAUCUUCCUCAUCAACAAGCUCUCGCAGAUCAAAAAGUGGUCCCGGGACAGCAAGACGUCCUCGUUUGUGUCCCAGUCCACGAAGGAAGCCUACGUGAUCUCCCUCUACAUCAGCAACCCGCUGCUGAUCGGCGGGAGGAAGUUCGACCUGCGCCUGUACGUCCUCGUGUCUACCUACCGCCCGCUGCGCUGCUACAUGUACAAGCUCGGGUUCUGCCGCUUCUGCACGGUCAAGUACACGCCCAGCACCAGCGAGCUGGACAACAUGUUUGUCCACCUCACCAACGUCGCCAUCCAGAAGCACGGGGAGGACUACAACCACAUCCACGGGGGCAAGUGGACAGUGAGCAACCUGCGGCUGUACCUGGAGAGCACCCGCGGCAAGGAGGUGACCGGCAAGCUGUUCGACGAGAUCCACUGGGUCAUCGUGCAGUCGCUGAAGGCCGUGGCGCCGGUGAUGAACAACGACAAGCACUGCUUCGAGUGCUACGGCUACGACAUCAUCAUCGACGACAGGCUGAAGCCCUGGCUGAUCGAGGUUAACGCGUCUCCGUCUCUCACCUCCAGCACCGCCAACGAUCGGAUCCUUAAGUAUAACCUGAUUAACGACACCCUCAACAUCGCGGUCCCCAACGGCGAAAUUCCGGACUGUAAAUGGAACAAGUCCCCGCCGAAGGAGGUUCUUGGCAAUUACGAAGUUCUGUACGACGAGGAGCUGGCGCAGGGCGACGGGGCCGAGCGCGAGCUGAGAAGUCGCUCGGGCCAGUCGCUGGGGCCCAGAGGGAUCCGGUCGAGAGACUCGGGGAGAUCCAUCCUCACGACCUGGAAGUGACCACGGUAAGGGCCAGACUCCAGCCUGGACCGGCGCUCACCAAAGACCUAUUUUGAAAUUUCCUUUUUCUAGAGCUUUCUUCCUUUCCUGAGCCCUGUAAAUACUAGUAAAUAAAGACAUUUCUUUGGAAGGUUAA